Molecule: messenger RNA, 3767 nt
Organism: Carica papaya (papaya)
Lineage: Eukaryota; Viridiplantae; Streptophyta; Magnoliopsida; Brassicales; Caricaceae
Source: RefSeq, a predicted model, not a curated record
GUAAUCGCAUCAGGCACAUUCCAAUAAUUGAUGACAAAGGGAAUGUUUGACAUGAUUUUCACCGGAGAUGUUUUCCGUGCAGUGAUGAGCGAACCCAAGGAGGAGUUUAGAUGCUUAUAUUCCAAUAACCGUCUGAUGCGUUGAAAGACGCGAGAAGAAAGAAAUGGAUCGGGAGAUGUACAGGCGUCGUUCUAUGGUAAUUCGCUUUCGAUGAUUGUGUUUGUAUUUGUAGAAGAAACAGAGGAAUGGACUUGCAAAUCAAGGUCGCGCAGGCUGUUCAUGUGCUGAAUCACGACAAGGAAUCUUGCAACCGUGUGGCCGCGAAUCAAUGGCUGGUUCAGUUUCAGCAGACAGAUGCUGCUUGGGAUGUGGCUAUUUCUAUACUCACUUCCGAUCAUCAGUUCCUUGCCUCCGAUUUCGAGGUGGAAUUCUUUGCUGCCCAGAUUCUCAAACGCAAGAUCCAAAAUGAAGGAUGUUAUUUGCCAUCUGGAGUUAAAGAUGCUCUGUUAAAUGCUUUGCUUUUGGCUGCAAAAAGAUUCAGCUCAGGCCCUCCCCAGCUUUUAACCCAAAUAUGUCUUGCUCUCUCCGCGCUCAUGCUUCGCGCAGUUGAGCAUGGAAAACCUAUUGAGAAGCUUUUUUACAGUCUCUGGAACCUGCAAAAUCAGGAUCAUGGCAAUAUUGCAGUGAUGGAAAUGCUAACUGUCUUGCCAGAAGAAGUUGUUGACACACAAGCUAGUGAUUCCAGAAUAAGUUCUGUUCUAAGAAAUCAGUAUGGACAGGAGCUACUUCUGCAGACUCCAAUUGUUCUGGAGUUCCUACUGCAGCAGUCUGAGAAACAGGUUGAUAGCAGUGCUCAAUUACAUGAAAGGAACAGAAAGAUUUUGCGAUGCUUAUUGAGUUGGGUCCGGGCUGGGUGUUUCUCAGAGAUUCCUCAAGGCUCACUUCCUGCACAUCCACUUCUUAAUUUCAUAUUCAAUUCUUUGCAGGUUUCUUCUUCAUUUGACCUGGCCAUUGAAGUUCUUGUUGAACUUGUGAGCAGACAUGAGGGGCUACCUCAGGUUUUAUUAUGCCGAGUACAUUUCCUUAAAGAAGCACUCCUAUUGCCAGCUCUUGCAAAUGGAGAAGAAAAAGUAAUUGCUGGUGUUUCAUGUCUGAUGUCAGAACUUGGGCAGGCUGUACAAACUUUUUCUUUUAAGUUCAUAUUUCUUGAUGUCUAACUUCUUAGUUAUGGUGGCAGCUGUAUAACAUUUCCAAGUGAAGACUGGGAGAUUGCAGACUCAACUUUGCAAUUUUGGUCUGGUCUUGCAGGCUACUUACUUGGCCUUGAAAAAAGUAAGAAACAUGUGGAAGACAUAUUUUUUACUCUGUUCUCUACGUUACUCGAUGCUCUCUUAUUGCGUGCACAGGUGGAUGACUCUACUUUAAGUGAUGAAAGUGCGGCACUUGACCUGCCCGAUGGUCUUGUGCAUUUUAGGAUGAAUCUUGUUGAAGUUUUGGUAGAUAUUUGUCAGCUUUUACGGCCUGCUACAUUUAUUCAGAAGGUUUGCUUUGGUGGUUGGGCUUAUCCAUAUGCAUCAACACCUUGGAAGGAGGUGGAAACAAAGUUGUUUGCUCUUAAUGUAGUUUCUGAAGUAGUCCUUCAAGAUGCGCAAACCUUGGAUUUCUCAAUGAUUAUGCAGUUGGUCACAAUGUUGUCAACUAGACCUUCCAAUGAGCUUAAGGGAUUGAUGUGUGUUGUACACAGAUCACUUGCAGAUGUUAUUGGUUCCUAUUCCAAGUUGAUUUCUGCUUUUCAAAGUAAUGCUAGGUCGAUACUGCGGCACACCCAAAUAUUUGCUGGACCAGAUGACACUUCUUUGGAGAAAAUGUCUUUACCUCUUGAAGAUGAGGAAGAAGUUGUUAGUGCCAUCAAUAUGAUUCUUGGCUCUAUCUCUAACAAAGAACUAAAAAGCAACUUAUUGGCUCGAUUGCUUUCUUCUAGCUAUGAAGCUAUUGGAAAACUUAUUGAUGAUGACAAUGACCAUUCUUCCAGAGCGAAUCUAGCUACCUACAUGCAAAUUUUAAGCUCAGCAACAAGAGGGCUGUAUAGGAUGGGAACUGUCUUCAGUCAUCUUGCAACAAGUUCGCCUGCUGGAUCUGCUUCAGAUGAUCCAAUUCUCGCUCUGCUGACUGUUUUUUGGCCCAUGUUAGAGAAACUUUUUAAGUCUAAACACAUGGAGAGUGGUAGUUUAUCUGCUGCAGCUUGCCGGGCUCUCUCACUUGCAGUUCAAUCAUCAGGUCAACAUUUUGUCACGCUACUGCCUAAUGUAUUAGACUGCCUAUCAACAAAUUUUUUGUCAUUCCAAAACCAUGAAUGCUACAUCCGAACAGCUUCCAUUAUUGUUGAAGAAUUUUGUCAAAAGGAGGAGUACGGGCCUUUGUUUGUUACCACUUUUGAGAGAUUUACCCAAGCAUCAUCAGUCAUGGGCCUUAAUUCUUCAUAUAUAUGUGACCAAGAGCCUGAUCUAGUGGAGGCCUAUACAAAUUUUGCAUCGACGUUCAUCCGUGGCUCUCGUAAGGAAGUAUUGGCUGCAUCAGGUGCCCUUCUUGAAGUUUCCUUUCAAAAGGCAGCUAUUUGUUGCACAGCAAUGCACCGUGGAGCAGCACUUGCAGCAAUGUCUUAUUUGUCUUGUUUCUUGGAGGUAGGACUAGCCUCUUUAUUGGAAUCUAUGACUUGUAUUUCGGAAGGAUCAUUCAGUGACAUGGCAAUUCAGGUCGUAUCACGUAGUGGAGAGGGGCUUCUAUCCAAUGUGGUGUAUGCUUUACUGGGUGUUUCUGCAAUGUCCCGGGUUCACAAGUGUGCAACAAUUUUGCAACAAUUAGCUGCUCUUUGCAGUUUAAGUGAGAGAACAACCUGGAAGGGCAUCCUUUGUUGGGAAUCUUUGCAUGGAUGGCUACGUUUAGCGGUGCAGGGCCUCCCAGUUGAGUAUCUAAAACAGGGAGAGGCAGACACUAUGUUGCCAGUUUGGUUGGAGGCUCUUGGUGGUGCGGCCUCAGACUACCUUGAAAGCAAGUGUUGCAAUGGAGGAAAUAAUAACUAUGGGCAUAUGCAAGGAAAAGGGGGAAGAGUACUGAAGCGUUUAGUUCGAGAAUUUGCUGAUGGUCACCAGAACAUGCCAAAUUUAACUUGACCGCAACCUGAGAUUUAGUUGGCAUCGACAUCUAGUCUGCAGCUUCAAGCGCUAUUCAAGGUUUUUGUCUCAUUGCGAGUGUAAGGCAUUCUUUUAUGCAUGGUCAAUUUUGAGGUGUGCCACUGGAUCAAUAUCUCCAGGUGCCUACAUCCUCUUUCUCUUUGUACAGUCUUGUUCCCAAUUUUGUGGUACUGCGAAGAAAGAGGUCAGGUUCUCUCUCACACUCUCUUCUUCUCACUGUUAGUGCACAUGAUAACUGCAAGAAGUAGAUAAGCAAUUACAAAAUUUUGGACCGGAAAGCGAUAAAACCUCCCCAAUCAAUAGACUAACAACUUGAGGACACAUUGCCUGGACAUGAGCAGGUGCUAAUGUUUGUUGCAGCAGUAGCAUCAGCAGCUUCUAAAGAGUAUAGUGAAGUUAUUGCUGCCUCAUAUCUGUAGAGUUAUAUUUAGCAUAUUUAAUAGCUGGAUUUUGUUGCUUACUCUUGCACAAAGGUUUUUUUGUGUAGGACUUGGAACUUCCAUUUAUCAUUCAAUUAAUGGAAUUGCCUUGGAACUUGCCAUUGUUGUAACAGAUUAUUUUCUAUUGUUCUAAUAA